Pecten maximus is the source of this 1417-nucleotide messenger RNA. RefSeq lists its product as uncharacterized. The record is from RefSeq and is a predicted model, not a curated record. The coding region runs from base 586 to 954 and encodes 122 amino acids. The transcript is spliced from 4 exons. NCBI's taxonomy places the organism in Eukaryota, Metazoa, Mollusca, Bivalvia, Pectinida, Pectinidae.
AAGAUUAAGAUAUGUUGUGUGUCACUUUGGACUAAAGAUUAAGAUAUGUUGUGUGUUACCUUAGACUAAAGAUUAAGAUAUGUUGUGUGUCACUUUGGACUAAAGAUUAAGAUAUGUUGUGUGUUACCUUGGACUAAAGAUUAAGAUAUGUUGUGUGUCACUUUGGACUCAAGAAUAAGGUGAACAUUUCGAGACGGCACUUUUUGUUAUCUCAGUCAUUCAGGUUACGGAAGACCAACUGAAUUUUUUUGGUCCAAGAUAAAAUCCAAUUCGGGUUAUAAACUGUCUGUCUUUUUGUCCCAGUUCACAAGUACUAAUAUUACAUUGUCAGUAACGUGAAUAAAAGAUAAGACGUUAACAGCUGCCUGUGCAUGCCUGUAAUAAAAACUACAUGUACUUUUCAAUAUGUACCGGAAACGCACGAAUCCAUGAUUGCCGGAAAUGGCCGAUUACUGGAGUCCAAGUGGAUUUAAGAGUAACCGGAAAAGCCCGAGAUGUUUACGAGUGAGAACACACCUAAGAUAACAUUAACCGAGUGUCCUACCAUCGUUUAAAGGACCUGCUGAUAUUCACCUACCAAACAUCAUGUUGAGAGUGUGUUAUAUUGUGGUGUUUCUUACCCUGGCUGUCGUUCAGGCACAGCAUAACGGCCAUCACCACAACACUGAACACGGAACCGUGUCCUUUGUCUACGACCCAGUAUCGCACUACCUGGUUGCGCGAACACAUUCUACGUGUUACUUCAUGGCGCUAGAUAACCAUCAAGUACAUCAAAUCCAUCAAGUGAACGGUCUAGAUCAGCUGGAGUUGCAAAUGAUGGCUUCUAUCAAUGGACAAGAAGAGGAACUGAGCUCAUCUGUUCAGGCUCAGCUAUACAGCAUUGUGGAGCAUAGGUGUAACCACCACACGCUAUACCUCACUAACGCUGGGGCGACCACAACUCCAUCCCAUUAGGAUGUUCACGGUUCGACAUGUCAAAUGUUGUUAUUAAAACCAGGUCAACUGACAAAUAAAUACUUGUACAAAUGUGUCAGUCAUUUAUUCACAAUUUUUUCACAUUUUUUGUUUUUCCUUAGAAUACACGAUACUACCACGUUGUUGCCUUCGUAGUGUUUAACACUACGUCAACUUCUUUAAUAAAUGUUUUGAUAUCACCUAAAACAACAUAAUAAUCAGUUUGUGAGUCAUGCCUGGACCAUAGUUGUUUGUAUAUAUGUCUCAGUGAUAAACUUUAUAUUCACUGGAUAGUUUCUUUUAUCACUGCCGUCAUGUCUGUGUUUGAAAUUCCAAUAAAAUGAUGUAUAAAUGAUGUUUUAUUUGGCUCAUUCGUCAUGUUGUCAUCAACAGUGCCGCUAAACGUUCGUUUAUUGGUCGAAACAGAAUAUCUGGUCGUCCAGGACCACACAGCCUUCGCCAA